AUGAGAGAUCUUGGUGCUUAUGUCCACAAAGUUGAAAAGUGGUUUAAAAAGGUACAUGGAUAUCUUGGUUUUAUGUUUGAGGAGUAUAAUAUGAAAGCAGAGAUCAUGCUUGUAAAGGUUGCUAUAACAGAAAGUCUGUGUAGAAUGACAUCCGAGACUCAGCGGCAAGAAAUGGCUGAUGAAUGGUUUUACAUGGAGUUUGUUGCUGAUGCAUUUAAAAGAAUUAAGGAUUCUGAAUUUGAAACAGAUUGUAGAAGAUUCCUCAACCAAGUUAAUGGUACGCUUGGAGAAAGGACAAGUGUUUACACAUUUCCAUGUUUGGAAGCUUUUCUUGGUAAGCAUGAGCUGAAGAUGCCAUCUGAUGAUAAACUAGAAGAGUUCUGGAUUGAUUUUAAUGUUGGCAGCCAAAGUAUGUCAUUUUAUGUCAUUACUGAAGAAGAUGAUGAGGAACCAAUGUGGGAGACUGUCUGUUUACCUGAAGAGGAUGUAGAAAGUUACAGUUUUGACGUAAAAGAUGAGAAGAGAUUGCUAGCUGUGGAUAUGAAUACGCCCUUCAGAAUUGGGAACAUUGAAGGAAGCCAGAUACAGAUAUUGUUUGAUUUGACUCUGGACAUCUUCAAUACUGUUCAAAAAGUUUAUGGUUCUACAAAAUUCAAGGGGCUACCAAUGAAAGACAGGAUUUCAGAAGUGAAAACAGCUGUCCAUGUAUUAUUUGAUGGUAGCAGUUCACAGGUCUUGGUUGCUGAAAGUCAAUUCUCAUCACCAGACAAUAAAGGACCAAAAAAUGGAAAAGUGUCUCACACCAAGACAGUUUUCGUACCAGGUACAGGAACUAACCCUCAGCAGGCCUCAAUAUCUCCACCAAAGACACUUGCUCCACAUAAGCAAAGGACAUCGGAAGUAGCAAUGUUUGUAACUAGUACAGAAAGACUGGCAACAAAGACUGCUUGUAUACCAACUAUAGUAAACACAACUCCAGCAAGGAAAAAUAAAGUGAAGCCUCCUUUGGAAAUGAAAACCUUACCAGGAAGACGAUCUACAUUUAAAACGCAAGAUGUAGAACUGGGAAACUCUGUUCAUCCAACCCCCUCUGGAGAGAGUAUGAAUAAGCUUUUGGAAGAAUGCAACUCAAAGAUAAUGCGGAACAGUCCAACUGCUUAG
Messenger RNA from Rhincodon typus (whale shark), 1161 nucleotides. Its product is annotated as synaptonemal complex protein 2-like. NCBI's taxonomy places the organism in Eukaryota, Metazoa, Chordata, Chondrichthyes, Orectolobiformes, Rhincodontidae. The transcript has 12 exons. The record is from RefSeq and is a predicted model, not a curated record. The coding region runs from base 1 to 1161 and encodes 386 amino acids.